Racocetra fulgida is the source of this 259-nucleotide messenger RNA. The record is from the annotation of a GenBank genome assembly. NCBI's taxonomy places the organism in Eukaryota, Fungi, Glomeromycota, Glomeromycetes, Diversisporales, Gigasporaceae.
GAUUAAAGAAGACAUUAUUUCAUUAUAUUUGGAACCCUCACAAAUUUAUGCUAAUCUCAAUAUAGCGCAUUUGUCUGAUCAUUUGUCACCUACUCAUCUUUCAAAUAUUGUUAAAUCGUUAAAGCCAGGGUGUGUAAAUGUAAGCAAUAAGCAUUUACUUAUUGAAGCUGCAAAAAAUGGUAAAAUGCCUAAAUCAAUACAAGAUGUUGAAGUUGGUAGCAUAGUACCAGGGUAUGUAAAAAGCGUUACAGAUUAUGCU